Messenger RNA from Nerophis lumbriciformis (worm pipefish), 2288 nucleotides. RefSeq lists its product as uncharacterized. The record is from RefSeq and is a predicted model, not a curated record. Gene Ontology annotation, biological process: regulation of transcription by RNA polymerase II; embryo development. Gene Ontology annotation, cellular component: nucleus. Gene Ontology annotation, molecular function: RNA polymerase II transcription regulatory region sequence-specific DNA binding; DNA-binding transcription factor activity, RNA polymerase II-specific. NCBI's taxonomy places the organism in Eukaryota, Metazoa, Chordata, Actinopteri, Syngnathiformes, Syngnathidae.
UGUACCAACCGUGUUCUGAAACGCAACAUAAUAGUGUUGUCUUUCAGUCUGCGUUGAUUCCUUCAUUUGAACAUUUGUACUCAUUCGUCCGCCGUUUGAAAAACUAAACGUUAUUAAUUCUUGGUGUCAGAACUAACUCAACUCGUCUCGGUAAACAGAAGCGUCUCAGACUUAGCUUUAUAGUUAGCUUAGCUUGCUAGCUGCUAACAAAGAGACUCGGCAGCGAUCAACGCAUCGCUAAGCAGAGAUCGAGUACAUCUGUGAAGAACAUCUUCUCCCUGGGCUUCUGGAGUGCAGCUUCAAGAUGGAGCAGGGAAAGCCUCAGCCCUCCCACAUUAAAGAAGAGGAUGAGGUACCACAGACCCCUGACACCAACAAAAAAGAAGAGAACCCACUGACCCCCCACAUUAAGGAAGAAGACGAGGUGCAGCAGACCCCCAACCUUAAAAAGGAAGAAGAGGACCCCCUGUCCCCCCAUGUUAAAGAGGAAGAAGAUGUGCCAGAGACCCUGCACCUUACAAAGAAAGAGGAGGACCGACUGACGCCCUACUUUAAAGAGGAAGAGGAGGCACCACAGCCCCUGCACAUUAAAAAGGAAGAGGAGGAACACAGCAUCAGUCAGGAGGGAGAGCAUCUUGAAUGGUUGGAGGAGUUCCCAGUGAUUGGUGUAAUUGUGAAGAGUGAAGAUGAUGAGGUCAAGGAUGAAAGGGAGGAGAAGAGAGAGGUGGAGUCUCCAAGCAACAGCUCAACUCAACACAUGACAACAGAAGCUGAUGGAGACCACUGUGGAGGAUCACAAGCAGACAAGCUCUUAGCUCCACUAUCAGACAGUGACGACACAACGUCACACUCUCCUGACACUGAUGAUGAAGACUCUAAAGCUGAUAAUACAUGUCACACUGACAACACACGUUUUACAUGUUCUCACUGUGACAAAACUUUUAAACCCCACAGUUAUCUGAAAGUACACAUGAGAAAACACACUGGAGAAAGACCUUAUACCUGUUCAGUCUGUGGUAAAGGUUUUGUACAAAGUCAAAAUUUAAAAGUACACAUGAGAAUACACACUGGAGAAAAGCCAUUUUCUUGUUCAAUUUGCGGCAGAUGUUUUGUAGCAAGUCAAAAUCUGAAAUUACACAUGAGCGUGCACACUGGACAAAAACCUUUUACCUGUUCAAUCUGUGGUAAAGGUUUUGUAACAAGUCAAAAUUUGAAAGUACACAUGAGAACACACACAGGAGAAAACCCUUUUACCUGUUCAAUCUGUAGUAAAGGCUUUGUACAAAGUCAAGAUUUGAAAGUACACAUGAGAAAACACACCGGAGAAAAACCUUUUAUCUGUUCAGUUUGUGGUAAAGGUUGUGUAACAAAUCAAAGUUUAAAAGUACAUACGAGAAUACACACUGGAGAAAACCCUUUUACCUGUUCUAUCUGUGGUAAAAGUUUUGUACAAAGUCAAAAUUUGAAAGUACACAUGAGAACGCACACUGGUGAAAAACCAUAUUCCUGUACAAGCUGCAACAAAAGCUUCUGCAGACAAAGAAACCUUGUAGUACACAUGAGAACACACACAGGUGAGCAAGUGUUCAGUUGCAGUGUGUGUGGUGAAAGAUUCUCUUAUAAGUACCAGUGUAAGAAACACAAGUGUGCUGGUGAGAACAGCAGCAGCAAAUGAAGCCAAGACUUUGAUAACUUUGACUUUCUAACAAUAUAAACGUGUGACAUAAUUGUUGGUGUGUUACACAAUCUUGUUAAUAUGCUUCCACCAUUUAUAGAUUAGAUCUUUUCGUUUAGGUUUUUUUUUUAAAUUUCAAUAACAUGCAUCAACAUGCAAAAUUGUGUAUUUAAACAAAUAACAGCAAUUUGACUGAAAAGGUUGAGAUAAAACUGUAAACAUUUUAUCCGAUAGUGCAUAUUCAUAUUGGCCCUAGUGUGUGAAUGUGAGUGUGAAUGUGUGUCUGCCUAUCUGUUGGCCCUGUGAUGAGGUGGCGACUUGUCCAGGGUGUACCCUUCCUUCCGCCCGAAUGAAGCUGAGAUAGGCUCAAGCACCCCCCGCGACCCCGAACGGGACAGGCGGUAGAAAAAUGGAUGGAUGGAUAAUUCACUUCUAUACUUAUUCAGAACAGUGUUUUAUGUAGGUUUUAGAAAUAAUUAAGUGGGGGGGGGGGUGGUUUCUAAUUGUAAAUGAUUCCAUAGAUUAACUCUUUUGUAUGAUAUACAUAUACAGGUAAAAGCCAGUAAAUUAGAAUAUUUUGAAAAACUUGAUUUAUUUCAGUAAUUGCAUUCAA